AUGUCUUAUCAACAGCAGCAGUGCAAGCAGCCUUGCCAGCCUCCUCCUGUGUGCCCACCUCCAAAGUGCCCAGAGCCAUGUCCUCCUCCAAAGUGCCCUGAGCCUUGUCCUCCUCCAAAGUGCCCAGAACCUUGUCCUCCUCCAAAGUGUCCAGAGCCUUGCCCUGAGCCAUGUCCCCCUCCCUCAUACCAGCAGAAAUGCCCUCCUGUGCAACCUCCUCCACCCUGCCAGCAGAAGUGCCCACCCAAGAGCAAGUGA
Molecule: messenger RNA, 258 nt
Organism: Rattus rattus (black rat)
Lineage: Eukaryota; Metazoa; Chordata; Mammalia; Rodentia; Muridae
Product: small proline-rich protein 2D
Exons: 1
Coding region: 1-258 (85 amino acids)
Cellular component (GO): cornified envelope
Source: RefSeq, a predicted model, not a curated record